This is a messenger RNA of Dictyostelium purpureum, 1822 nucleotides long. RefSeq lists its product as uncharacterized. Gene Ontology annotation, biological process: cGMP catabolic process; negative regulation of glucose mediated signaling pathway; cAMP catabolic process. The record is from RefSeq and is a predicted model, not a curated record. The transcript has a single exon. Bases 241 to 1572 code for a protein of 443 amino acids. Gene Ontology annotation, molecular function: 3',5'-cyclic-AMP phosphodiesterase activity; 3',5'-cyclic-GMP phosphodiesterase activity. Lineage: Eukaryota; Evosea; Eumycetozoa; Dictyosteliales; Dictyosteliaceae.
AAACAACAGAUAAAAAGAAAUAAUUAAUUAAAUAAUUAAUUAAAAUAUUAUUUUAUUUGUAACACUACAAUUCUCUGUAACACUAUUAUUACUUUGUAUCAAUAACUCUUGUACCACUAUACAUUUUUUUUUUUUUUCUAUAUCAUUAAAUAUCAACACACAUUCUUCUUUUAUAAAAUUAAAUUAGUAUAAACACAAUAGUAACAACAACAACAACAAAAUCAACAUUAAUAUCACAAAAUGCUUAUUCAUAAAAAAUUAAUCGUAGCAUUAUUAGUAUUUUUCAUUUUCGUAAAUUCAUCAUUUGCUCAUAAUAACGAUGAUUGCGAUGAAGAUGGUGGUAAUCCAAAAGAUAACAUCAAGAAAAAUUCAGGUAAAAACUUUUAUGACAUAAAUGAUUAUUAUUCAAAUGAAAACUACAACUACUAUUCCGGUUCAAACAAAGACUGUGCUAGCGCUUCAUAUAUUACCGUUCCAUUAGGUACUACUGGUGGUUUAGAUGAAGGUGGUCUUUCAUCAUUCUUACUCACCAAAAAAGGUUCCAACUUAUUCAUUGCUUUAGAUGCUGGUACCAUUUGGGCAGGUGUUCGUCGUUUAACCACUUUCAAACAAUUCAAUAGCCUCUUCAACAUCCAAUAUCCAGAUUGGGCCGUUCUCCCAGAACAAAAAACCUCAUGGUUCAUUAAAAAUCACAUCCUCGGUUACUUUAUUGGUCACAGCCAUAUCGAUCAUGUUGGUGGUUUAAUCAUCGUUUCACCAGAAGAUUAUAUCUCUGCCGGUUACCUCACUGCUACUCCAAAGAUUAACACUGGUAUUGUUGGUCUCUUCAAUAAAAUGGGUUUAAAUACUACCAACCACAACUUCACUGCCAAUUUAUUAACCUCAAAACCAAUUAUCGGUCUCCCAACCACCAACAAAUACAUCCAAGAAGACUUAUUCAACUGGUUCAUCUGGCCAAAUCUCCCACAAUUAAGCCGUUACUCAUACUAUACCGUUGCCUCUGGUAUUGAAAACAAUGUUGCUGAAUCCCUCAUCCAAUUCAAUGCUAGCUUAACUGGUGCUGUUGCUAAUGAUUUCCCAUUCUCACACAAAUUCAAAACCUUUGACGUUUGUCACGAUACCUUAACCUCAUCUGCUUUCCUCUUCACUGAUAAAAUCUCUGGUGAACAAGUUGCCUUCUUUUCAGAUACCGGUGUUCCAUCAUCAACUGGUCUCACUUGCGAUUGGGAAGCUAAAAUCAUCAAUGUUUUCAAAUCAAUUACCCUUGGUAAAUUAAAAGCUAUCUACCUUGAAUGCUCAUUCUUAAAUGAAGCUGCUGACUCUACCUUAUUCGGCCAUUUAAGACCAAAAGACGUUAUGAAAUUAAUGGACUACCUCUUAACCCAAUCCGUCAAUUCUGGUUACACUAACCUCAAACACGUUAAAUUAAUUAUUCAACACAUCAAACCACAAGUUACCCAAGCAACCAACAAUUGGACCGCUCAAAAAGCUGUUUAUGAACAAUUAAAAGCUCUUAAUACUCACAAUGUUAAAAUCAUCAUUCCAAACCAAGGUGAUCCAAUCUGUAUCUAAGCAUUUUAGAAUCAACUACAUUUACAACAUUUUAAUUUAAUAUAAAUAUUUUAAUGUUAAAAAAAAAAAAAAAAAAAAAAAAAGAGCAACAAAAAAAAAAUUCAUUUCUUUUUUUUUAAUUAUUUAUCUUUUGUUUUUAAAAUACUUUAAACAAAUAAUAAUAAAAAAAAAAAAUAAUAAAAUUUUUUUUUAUUAGUUUGUAAAAUUAUAAUAAUAAAUAAAUAAAAAAAUUAAAUGAUUUUCGCUUUUC